Messenger RNA from Quercus lobata, 7084 nucleotides. RefSeq names its product putative disease resistance protein RGA4. The coding region runs from base 199 to 3786 and encodes 1195 amino acids. Gene Ontology annotation, molecular function: ADP binding. The transcript has 18 exons. Lineage: Eukaryota; Viridiplantae; Streptophyta; Magnoliopsida; Fagales; Fagaceae. The record is from RefSeq and is a predicted model, not a curated record.
GAACUGUGCAUUUUUUGUACCCUACAAUUACGUGUUUUACUAUCAUCCAAGCAUUCAAAAAGCAGGGUCUUAUCUUUUGGUCAAUCUGCUACUCCAUCCAUAGUCACACAGAUCACAGAUCAUUCUGGUCUUACUCUUACCCUCCAGUUCUCAGUUCUCACAAAAACUAGCGUUCAUUCAAUUCUCACUAAUUAAGAAAUGGCGGAAGGAGUUUUGUAUGACGUUGCUGCUGGAAUUAUCGGGAAAGCAGGCAACCUAGCACUCAAAGAGAUUGUGCUCAUCUGGAGUCUCAACGACGAGAUUACCAAACUUGGGGAGACAGUUUCUAUUAUCAAAGCUGUGCUUCUGGAUGCAGAGGCGAACCAACACAAAAGUGAAGUGAUCAAACUGUGGCUGAAAAGCCUUAAGGAUGCCAUGUGUGAUGCGGAUGACUUGCUGGAUGAAAUCUCCACUGAGGCCUUGCGACGGGAAGUGAUGACCCGCGACAAGAAGGCAAAAGAGGUACGCAUCUUCUUUUCCAAAUCUAACCAGCUUGCAUACGGUCUUAGAAUGGGUCAUAAGGUUAAGGCCAUGAGGGAGAGGUUUGAUGCGAUCGCAGCUGUUAGGAACAAGUUUGGCUUAGAAGAAUGUCCCGAGGAGAGACAAGUUCGGUAUAAGGCAAGAGAGUCUUACUCUCAUGUACAUGCUGAAGCUGUUAUAGGGAGGGAGGAUGAUAAGAAGGCUAUUAUUCGAUCUCUGUUGAAUGCCAAUGCCAAAGAGAAUGUUUUGGUCCUUCCGAUAGUUGGAAUCGGAGGCCUAGGAAAGACAGCAGUUGCUCAACUUGUCUUCAAUGAUGAAGAAAUCAAGAAUUAUUUUGAGCUAAAAUUGUGGGUGUGUGUCUCUGACAAUUUUGAUGUGAAAAUAAUUGUCGAGAAAAUCAUGGAGUGCGUAAAAAAUAAGAAACCAAAAGCCCUUGAAAUGAAUACAUUAGUCAAUGAUCUUCAAAAAGAAAUUAAUGGAAAAAGAUACUUGCUUGUGUUGGAUGAUGUGUGGAAUGAGGAUCUUGAAAAAUGGCUUAGGUUGAAAGAUAUUUUGAUGGGUGGCGCAAGAGGCAGUGGAAUAUUAUUGACUACACGCAUUAAAAUGGUGGCAGAGAUUGCACAAACUAUGCAACCGCACUUGUUAAAGGGUUUAGAUGAAAAACAGUCUUGGUCUCUAUUUAAGAAGAUGGCGUUUGUAGAGGGUGAAGAGCCAAAGAGUGCAAGUUUUGAAAAUAUUGGUAAGGAGAUUUUGAAGAAGUGUGGAGGGGUUCCGCUUGCUAUAAGAACAAUAGGAGGUCUGUUGUCUUUAAAAAAAUCAAAAAAAGAGUGGUUAUCAUUUAAAGAUAAUGAAUUUUCGAAAAUAUCACAGAAUAACAAUGGUAUUUUACCAACAUUAAAGUUGAGUUAUGAUUAUCUCCCAUCACAUUUGAAUCAAUGUUUUGCUUUUUGUAGUAUAUUUCCAAAGGAUUAUGAAAUUGAAAAAUCGAGUUUGAUUUAUAUGUGGAUGGCACAAGGGUUUAUCACGUUGUAUGACAAAACGAAAUGUCCAGAAGAUGUUGGUGAUGAGUAUUUUAUGGAUUUGCUUUGGAGAUCGUUCUUUCAAGAUGUCAAAGAAGAUGGCUUGGGCAAUAUAUCACAAUUCAAAAUUCAUGAUCUCAUGCAUGAUGUAGCAAUACAAGCAACAGGAUCAGAGAGCACCACCAUUUAUUCAAAAGAGAUAGACAUUGAUGAUAAAACUCAUCAUGUGUCAUUUGGGGAUACAUUAUACUCAUCAUCGGAAAUUCCGAUCUCACUAUCCAAAGCAAGAAGGAUAAGAACAUUUCUUUUGCCAUGUCAACCAAAGUAUGGUAAUAUAAAUACGGACCAUUCAACUUGUAGUGAAAUUAUUGCAAGUUUUAAGUUCAUACGCUUGUUGGAUUUGCAUAACAUGGGGAUUAAAACAAUUCCAAGUUCUAUUAAAAAGUUGAAACAUUUAAGAUAUCUUGAUCUUUCUCAUAAUAAAGCCAUUGAGAUGCUUCCUAAUUCUAUUGUGAAGUUGUACAAUUUGCAAACACUUAAACUCUCUCAGUGUGAUAAUCUUAAAGAAUUGCCAAGAGAUAUUAACAAAUUAGUCAACCUCAGGUUUCUUGAGAUUGACCAGUUUUCACGUUUAAGGUUUGUUUGGGAUGACGUGUGUUCGGGUUUGACUCAUAUGCCAAAUGGAUUGGGCCAGUUGACUAAUCUUCAAACAUUGUCAAGAUUUGUGAUAAGUAAGGGUAGGAUUGAUUCAGUGCCUAGGAGUUAUGGUGAAUUGAAGGAACUUAACAGGCUAAAUGAGCUAAGAGGAAAUCUGUCAAUUGAAAAUCUCAAACACGGAAAAGAUGCCGCAUUACAGUAUAAGGAUGCAAAUUUGAAAGAGAAACAACGUCUUGAUAGGUUGAACUUAAAUUGGGUAGAAGAAGACAUUGAUGAGGCGGGUGCUGGUUACAAUGACAUGUCACUGGAAGACUUGCAACCACAUAAAAAUCUCAAAGCAUUGAGUUUAAAGCAGUACGGGGGAGUGAGAUUUCCACAUUGGUUUUUGUCCCUCACGAAUCUUGUCCAAUUUGAAUUAGAUUCAUGUAAAAAAUGCCAAUAUCUUCCACCGUUGGACCAAUUGCCUUCUCUCAAAAUUAUCCGUUUGGACCGAUUGGAUUGUUUAGAACACAUAUCAGAUUCAGAGAGAGAUAACAGUGAUUCUUUAUUCUACCCAUCUUUGGAGAAACUCGAUAUUUUGCAUUGCCCUAAUUUAAAGGGAUGGUGGCGGGGAAGGAGGGAUUCUCUUCCUUCAUUUCCUCGUCUUUCUCAUUUAGAUAUUAGGGAUUGCCCUCAGCUGACUUCCUUUCCUUUGUUUCCAUAUCUCGAAAGUUUGUGGCUAAUUAAUUGUAGCUUGAAGCAGUCAUUAGAGAGGAUGAUGAUAAACAACAAGACUUCUUCAGGGAAUCUACCAUCAAUUGCUUCUUCUUCUUCUUCUUCUUCUACAAUUGUUGCCCCUCUCUCCAAAUUAAGUUACAUUGAAAUAGAGAACACGGAAGAAGCUUUGCCAGAGGAGUGCCUACCAAAUCUCAUUUCUCUCCGUACUCUAUAUCUAGUCAAAUGUCCUCUUCCUCAAGGCAUUCGAUAUCUUACGGCACUUCAAGAUCUGAAUGUUUGGAAGUCUGAGGUGGUUGAUUUAUCCAAUGAUUGGGAUGAGAUGGAAUGGCAAGGACUUACGACCCUUCUCUCUUUGCAUUUCUAUGAUCUUCCGAAGUUGGUCUCUCUCCCAACGGGGCUUCAAUAUGUCAGCUCUCUACAAAAUCUCCAUAUUGAGGAGUGUCCUAGUUUGAUAGCUAUACCGGAGUGGAUCUGCAAACUUAUAUCUCUUCAAUCUCUUCUAAUUUGGAAAUGCCCUAAUUUGGAAUCAUUGCCAGAAGGAAUCGGUGCCCUUACCUGUUUGCAGAAACUAGACAUUUGGCGUUGCCCUAAAUUGGAAUCAUUGCCAGAAGGAAUCGGUGCCCUUACCUCUUUGCAAGCACUAGAAAUUGGAGGAUGUCCCAUCUUACUGAAAAGAUGCAAGAAGCAAAUCGGGGAAGAUUGGCAUAAAAUUUCUCACAUUCCCAAUUUGUAUGGAGAUCUGUCUCGGCAAGAAGAAGAGCCAGAUGAAGAAGAACCAAACGAAGAAGCAAAGAAACCUGCUUGUCAGAAUUGGGACUUAAUUAAAGCUUUUGGGUGCUGCAAUUGUUCAACAACACAACAACUCACUCACUGAGUCAAUAUUACUAGGAGAAUUGAACUGGGCAACCGUGCCAUAGGAUUCAGCUCAUUGUACAGGCUUUUAUCAUGUACAUUUAUAUAGCCAGAUUUCAACAACAAUAUGUGGCUUUCUCAAGUGAUUCAUCAAUGGAAGUAACUCAUCACAAGACAAGAAGUAGAGAAUAAAUAUAGGGCCCCAUGUGUAAGUGUAGUGCUUUUGAUCUCAAAGUGCAUUGAGAUACAGAGAUGAUUGCUUUCAUACAGUUUGCAUAUAGCCUCAAGACUCCUGUGAAAGGAGGAAAUAGGUCAUGAGUGCAUUAAGCUGCUCACAUCCCAGAUAUUGAAAUUUAUUUUGGAAGGAUUUAGCUGCAGUGUGUAUACAGGUUGAUGAGUUUAUCAUUUAUUGGGCUCUAUAUGCAAAAACCUGAGGAGAAAUGAAUACUAAAGUAGGCAAGAUUUUAAAAGUGCAUGUUUUUUUUUCCAAACUAGACCAUGCGAAGUUUACACAGAAACAAGAAGAAAAUAAUGGCAACAUCAUCAACAAAGCGUUAUUCCCAAGUUUUGAGGUUACCAUGGAUGAAAGCUAUAGCUUGGUGUUACCACUCAAAGUAUUACCUGCUUUUAAGGAUAGCAUAAUUUCAUGGUGAAUGAUUUUUGGACUUCUCAACCAAAGUUGGUUUUCAAGGUGAAGGCAAGACUGUUUACCUAAACGAGUAAGAUCAAUUCUUUUAAACAUGAACUUCCUCUCUUUUUGGUCGCGGGAUGUUGGAAAGGAUACCAAGGCUUAUUUGACUGAACUCACUGGGAGAAUUAAUUCUUGCAACCAUGCUGCUGGAAUUAGCUCAUUGUAUAGGAAUUUUGCUAUUUCAAAUCCUUUUUAUAUAAUUGUUUUGAAGAUAUUUCCCCAUGGUCUCAGUGCUUAUUGAUGAAGACAUAAGGCAUUGGAAGGUUGAUGUUGUUAGAAGAACCUUCCUACCUUUGAAGCAAACAUCAUCCUAAACAUCCCUCUCAGCUACACCCUCCCAGAUGAUCAAAUCAUCUGGAUUGGAAACAAGAAAGGUGAAUUCUCUGUCAAAAGCGCUUACUAUGUAGCACUUCCAAUCAUUCAUCCAUUUAAUGAGGGUGAAAGCUCAAGAGAUGAUCCUCGCUCCCCUCUUUGGAGAAGGAUGUGGCUCCUCAACAUCCCAGCAAAGAUCAGAAUCUUCGCCUAGUGUGCCUGCAUGAAUGCCCUCCCCACUGUUCAUUUCCUAAGAACCAGAGGAGUAAGCACAGAUGGUAUUUGCUGUGUGUGACUAGUGCCCUGAAAAUACUCUGCAUGCCCUCAUACACUGUGACACUCCCAAAGAGGUGUGGAGCAAUUGGCUAAACUGUCCAGUGGAUUAGGAGACAAAUUCUGGGGAUUAUUUUGAUCUAGCACUUCAGUUCAUCACCAAUGGCACCACUCAAGACUUGGAAACUUUUUUUUCGUCACAGCCUAGCCUAUUUGGUACAACCGGAAUCAAAUGGUACAUGACUCAACCUCAUCACUUCCCAUCCAAAUAUGGGAAAGUGCUAGGAGAACUGUCAAGGACUACAAAGGCGCCUUAUUAACUGCAUUUCAGCUGAAAUCCAACCCAGCUUUGUGCUGGACUGCCCCCCUCCUGGCACUCACAAAUAUGGAAUUUGGCUAAAGGUGAUAUCAAGGUAAUACUGCAGGGAGAAUCAAAUCUUGCAACCAUGCUGCUGGAAUUAGCUCAUUUAACCUGUGUGUCUACAGGUAUGGGGAGUUUAUUAUUUAUUGGGUUCUAUGUGCAAAAGCCUGAGAAUAAUUGAUAAUACAGCAGACAAGAGUUUAGUACUGCAUGUUUUUCUAAAUCUACUUGGUACAAAAAUUAUGCAGAUGCUAAGAAAAAGAAUGAAUUGUUAUUUGAAGAUAUUUCCCCCAUGGUCUCGGCGCUCAUUGAUGAAGACACAAGGUGUUGGAAGGUUGGUGUUGUUAGAAGAACCUUCCUACCUUUGAAGCAUACAUCAUCCUAAACAUCCCUCUCAGCUACACCCUCCCAGAUGAUCAAAUCAUAUGAAUUGGAAGCAAGAAAGGUGAAUUCUCUGUCAAAAACGUUUACUAUGUAGCACUUCCAAUCAUUCAUCCAUCUAAUGAGGGUGAAAACUCAAGCGAUGAUCCUCACUCCCCUCUUUGGAAAAGGAUGUGGCACCUCAACAUCCUGGCAAAGAUCAGAAUCUUCGCCUGACUUGCCUGCAUGAAUGCCUUCCCACUAUGCAUUGCCUAAGAACCAGAGGAGUAAGCACAUAUGGUAUUUGCCCUGUGUGUGACUUGUGCCCUGAAAGUACUCUGCAUGCCCUCAUACAGUGUGACACUCCCAAAGAGGGGUGGAGCAGUUGUCUAAACUUUCCCGUGGAUUAGGAGACAAAUUCUGGGGAUUUUACUGAUCUUGCAUUUCAGUUCAUCACCAAUGGCACCACUCAAGACUUGGAAACUUUUUUUGUCACAGCCUGGCCUAUUUGGUACAGCCAGAAUCAGAUGGUACAUGAGACAACCUCAUCACUUCCCAUCCAAAUAUGGGAAACUGCUAGGAGAACUUUCAAGGACUACAAAGGUGCCUUAUCAACUGCAUUUUGGCUGAAAUCCAACAAAGCUUUGUGCUGGACUGCCCCACCUCCUGGCACUCACAAAUAUGAUGAAGAACCAAAGAAACCUACUCUUAAGAAGUGGGACUUAAUUAAAGCUUUUGGGUGCUGCAAUUGUUCAACAACUCAAUAACUCACUCACUGAGUCAAAUUGGCACAAGGUAAUAUUACUUGGGGAAUUGAAUCCGGUAACCAUGCUGUAGGAAUCACCUCACUGUACAGGCUUUUAUCAAGUACAUUUGUAUAGCCAGCUUUCUACGACAAUAUGUGGCUUUCUCAAGUGAUUCUUGGAUUUGAUGAGUUCCAUGAACAAAAGGAUUGUUUGGUGAGUGUUGUAAAAUCAUAAACAAGACAUUUUGAUUUCAUCUUUGCGCCAAUUUCUCAAAGUUGCUUACCAUACCAUGAAGUCUUUGCACUUUUUUCUCAAGGUUGCUUACCAUACCAUGGAGUUCUAGACAUUUCGAAAUAGGAAACCUGUAAAAUAUCAGGUAAUCAUAUUUCCAACAGUUGAGGUUCCAAAAAAAUUUGUAAAUAUGGUCUUGGCACAGAUUGGAUAUUUGAAUAUGUAUGUUUUUCAUUUUUUUUUUUUUAGUCAUGUUUAGGUAGGAUCCUUGAAGUAGUGAAUCCUGGAAUUGAGUAUAUGUGUACAGAAGUUUCAUUCUAUUAAGUGUUUAUUUGGUUUGCACGUC